CGGUUCUUGCCCGUUUUGAACCAAACCCAGAAACUUGAGAUUUUAUAUUUAUUUAAAGUUUUAUCGGCAGCCCUAGACUCUGUUGGCGUGAAGUAUUUCUUGGUGGCGGGUUCCUUGUUGGGCUUGAAUCGACACGGUGGUAUUGUCCCUUGGGACGACGACCUCGACAUAUCGGUCAGUCUGGACGCCUGGCGACUGGUCAAGAAGGCUCUGUCUUGUAUUGAAGGGUUCGCGUUAAACAAACUUCACCCUGGACAUUGGAAGCUCCACUACAACGGGCGCUACUACCCGUUCGUGGACAUCUUUUUCUGCAGAAUGGACGAAUCCUACGUGUGGGCCGCUACAUCUUACACGCGGAGAACUUACAUCUACCCGACGAGAUUCGUUUUCCCUUUGGGCGAGUCCAUUUUCGAGGGCAUGAAGUUUCCAGUUCCCCACGACAGUCUGAGUAUAGCAAGAAGAAUUUAUGAAUACGAUAUUUGUUUUGUCCAUCAAGGACACAUGAAAGGUAAAACAAGCACAAACGAUGGCUAUCCUCCUGGAUACUCUAUAACGAGGGUGCCAUGCAAAGACUUAUCAUACAUGUACAAGUUUUAUUAA
Lymnaea stagnalis (great pond snail) is the source of this 600-nucleotide messenger RNA. Lineage: Eukaryota; Metazoa; Mollusca; Gastropoda; Lymnaeidae. The record is from the annotation of a GenBank genome assembly.